Molecule: messenger RNA, 2969 nt
Organism: Urocitellus parryii (Arctic ground squirrel)
Lineage: Eukaryota; Metazoa; Chordata; Mammalia; Rodentia; Sciuridae
Gene: Plpp2
Product: phospholipid phosphatase 2
Biological process (GO): phospholipid metabolic process; phospholipid dephosphorylation; signal transduction
Cellular component (GO): plasma membrane
Molecular function (GO): phosphatidate phosphatase activity
Source: RefSeq, a predicted model, not a curated record
GGCCGGGCCCACCCUCUCUAGAGUGGGUCAGGUAACAGCAGUAAGUCCCGAUGGCUCUUUAUCUGCUAGCCUUGGGUCCUGUUUUCUGAGUGCCUGUGUUGUUUGUUUAAACAGAUGUGUGGUACUUACUGUAUGUUAGGCAUCAAGGACCUGCAAAUAAUUUACACCUUUCCGACCAAGCAGCCUGGGCCCAGAGAGGUGGGACCACCUGGUGGAGUCACACAGCAGCAGGGCAGCGCUGAAAGUCAGUUGUACGUUGCUGCAGUGUGCCAGAGCAGUGGCCCAGGUAGUUAGUUCCCUCCUGAGAAGCCUGAGUUUGUAAACAGUUCCGACAGCACAGGUGUAGGUGGUAGAGGUAUGGAGCAGAGGAGGACAGAGCAGCUCUGGAGAUGCCCAAAUGAAGAGGAGGCCCUGUCUGGGCCAGAUUCCAGUGCCCUGAACCCAGCCCUGGGUACUGCUCUUGAAUCCCCCAGCAGAAGGGGCUGGGGCAGGGCUGCUGGUCUGGGCUCCACCCCAGGUCCACUGGAUCUUGGGCAGGGCCUCUGACCUGGGGUGCUGGUCCCUGGGCCCCCACCCUGUCUUGGGCUCCCACCGGCCUCCCUGAUGAGCUGGUACACUGCCCUUUCCCACAGGGCGGCUGCCUCUGGACCUCUGGUCUCCUCCCUGGAGUGUUUCCCCAGGGAGGUCCCCCAGGUUGGCUUGUGGGGAGUGUGGCUCCUGCCUUCUGGCAUUCAAGUCCCAGAAGAGCCGCACCCACUCACACCCAGCUCCCUGCUGGGGGCAAAGGGCACCCUGCCUGGGCUUGUCCCUGGAGCCGCGCCAUGGGGGAGGGCGCUGCCCUCUGCCCAGCCCUGUGGCCGGCUGCUGUCUCCAGGCCUCCCUUGGCUUUGGGGCCCUCUCUGGUCAGGCGACUGUGAUGAGGCCUGGGCUGUUGGACUAGCCCUCCUGGACAGAGCUGGGUAUGUCUUGGUCUCAGCCUGACCUGUAGGUAGAGAAGGGAUGGGUGCUGGGCAAAGGGCCUGGGCUGUGCCCCCUGGCUUGCUGUGUCCCUGGGCUGUGGUGGCUCUUCAGCCCUGCGUGGCCACAGCCAGCCCUGAACACCACAGCACAUGGGGAUGUCCAGUGUUCGUGUCACAUAAAUGACUGCUUCCACAGGGGACAGGAAAUGGGAAGAGUGGGCGUUUCCUCCUGUGACGGUGACCCAGGGGUGGGUGGUCAGGAGGGCAGCUAAGUCAGGUGGAUGUGUGGACAGUGGACAGCAGAGCUGGGGUGGACGAGCACUGAGAGGGCCGCCUGUGGCCCAGGGAGAGUCGGGACUCUGGUGGUGCCGGGUCCCACUGGAGGGUCGUGGAGAGGCCCAAGCAGUGUCCACGGCAGGGCUCCACGUCCCUCCCUGGCCUCUCCAGCCUCUCUGCCCUUCGCCAUCCUGACCCUGGUGAAUACCCCGUACCAGCGAGGGUUCUACUGCGGAGAUGACUCCAUCCGAUACCCCUACCGCCCGGACACCAUCACCCACGGGCUUAUGGCCGGGGUCACCAUCACAGCCACUGUCAUCCUGGUCUCAGCUGGGGAAGCCUACCUGGUGUACACCGAUCGCCUCUAUUCCCGCUCUGACUUCAACAACUACGUGGCUGCCCUCUACAAGGUGCUGGGCACCUUCUUGUUCGGGGCGGCCGUGAGCCAGUCCUUGACAGACCUGGCCAAGUACAUGAUCGGCCGUCUGCGCCCCAACUUCUUGGCCGUCUGCGACCCAGACUGGAGCCGGGUCAACUGCUCGGUCUAUGUGCAGCUGGAGAGGGUGUGCAGGGGGAGCCCUGCCAACGUCACCGAGGCCAGGCUCUCCUUCUACUCGGGACACUCCUCCUUCGGGAUGUACUGUAUGCUGUUCUUGGCGCUGUAUGUGCAGGCGCGGCUCUGCGGGAAGUGGGCGCGGCUGCUGCGGCCCACCGUGCAGUUCUUCUUGGUGGCCUUCGCCCUGUACGUGGGCUACACCCGCGUGUCUGACCACAAGCACCACUGGAGCGACGUCCUCGUCGGCCUCCUGCAGGGGGCGCUGGUGGCCGGCCUCACUGUCCGGUAUGUCUCAGACUUCUUCAAAGCCCGACCCCUGCGGCCCUGCCUGGAGGAGGCGGUGGAGCGCAAGCCCAGCCUGUCCCUGACGCUGACUGUGGGCGAGGCCUCGCACAACCACCGUGGCUACCCGGUCUCCUCCUCCUGAGCCAGGACCUCCAGGGGACCAGCUGUGGGCCAGCUCUGCCCUGGGCCCGGGUCAGCAGGAGGACAGACAGGCCCCAGGUUCCCAGCUAGUGCCAGUGGCAAGCAGUGCGCCUGGGGGCCAGGCGUCCUGUGGGCUGUCCUCGCUGCUCCUUGAGGGGCCCCUCUUAGGCGGGGUGGGGAAGGGCCUGGGAGCCAGGCACCGGGCUCCAUGGUGGGUUUGCACGUGGGUCUCUAAUGAAGCAGGCAUUGGUUGAGGGCCUGGCUGCCAGGCUUCCUGCUUCUCCCUGGCCAGCACAGGGCCUGAGCGGAGGGCGGGCAGGACCCCAGGGCUGCAGCGGGCGGGAGGUCUGGCGGUGGAGACAGCAGGUUGAAUGCAUUGAGGGAAAGCUCACCCCUAGUGCACAGCAGGCACCUGGGCCUUGGUGGCCUGAAAGACCAGCCAGACUCACUCCCCUUCCUGAGUCCUGCCCUUUCCCCUCCUCAACCCUGUGUGUGCCCCCAGGCUUCAGAGUCUCUCCACCUGGGACGGGGUCCUGCCUUCUGAACUGCCCCACCAGCAACACCCUUCGCUCCUGCACAGACCUGGGUUCCAGGCCCUGUGGGAAGCACGGUCCAUGUCUUCCCUGUGCCCCCAUGGGACUCUGGCCUGAGCCCUGCAGUGCUGACCCUCUGCCGACAUAGCCAGUUCUGAAGCCAGAUGCUUGGCUGCUGCCUCUAAGCCAUUUCAGAACUUUCUGGGCUGGCCUUUUCAG